GCGGUCUUUCAGUAGCAAAAAAAAAAAACAGUAACAGGAAAGCGAAUAUACAAGUCCACCGAUAGAUGCAUGCUUUUAUACGAUGUACUUAUGGCAAUAGUAAUUUGCGCUCUAUUACUGUAGUUAGUAUAGUUAGUGCGGCAGCAAUGCGUUUAAUUUGAGCUCGAGCUAGGUGGCUUCACCUACGGUGUGUGAAAGAGGGAAAGGAGAGGGAACGAAAGGGGAGGGGGCGGGGGUGUAUGGACCUCACUGGUUACGGGACCUACAGGCACCCCGAUUGUGCUCUCAUAAUUUUUGGAGGUGAUCGAGGACAAAAGAAAGGGGAAAUUGGAGGAAAGGCCCGGGAUUUUUGUGUUGUGACGGGGCCCCCGACUCGCCGCCGCUGGUCGGGGUUGUCAAGACGACAGAGGGUGAGGGAAAAGCGGCGGAGCAUUCGACUCAAGACCGGGGUUUCCUGCCACACCAGCGGGAUUGUCACAAAACACCCAUUUACUCUUCGAGGGGCCUUGAAGCUUUCUCAGGACGGGGUCUCCAUCGAUACAACCACCUUAAACUGAGUUGGGGGACGGUUGGUGCGAGUUGAAGGCGUCGUUCCUCGUGUCUGAAGAUUUCCUCAGGGCUCCUGUAAACAACUGAAGAGAAAUGGACUCACACAGAUGGAAAUACUGGAGAGAAACUGUAAAGGAAAAACAAGGCGAAGCUGAAUAAAUGCAAACCUUACUUUUGAACAUUAUUAUGGUGGACUUUAAAUUGAAUAAUGAUUGAAAGAAAAAGAAAAUAAGCUAAGACGGAACAUUUUGGUGGAUAUAGGAGAGCACCAAAAAAUCGAAACGCUAAACAAAUAUAUGGUGAAGAAAGACAGAAUUGAGGGAAAACUGGAUGAAAAUGUUUCUACAAACCACACAACAUAUGUCAACAAUUCAAACAGUAUUUGAAAGCGAAUGAUCAAAAAAUAAGAGUAUUCAAAAAGUAUUAAUUUCAACAAGAACACACAGCAGUGGAUGUUUUUCUCUUUUUUUGGGACAUUGAUUAACUUGCAUUUCUGAGGAUAUUUCUCCACAGGUGCUAGCCAAAUGCACGCACACCUGUGUGAGGAAAGCUUUUCCUUGUUCACAGACUAGUCCUUACUCCUGUCAGAGCUAACGGAUUGCAGCAACAGCAUUCCAGGAGUCAAAAAGGCAGUGACUUACUCUUGACUCAUUUUUGCACAUUGGACACCAUUGAAUCCCACUGCAAUUUCACCUGAACUCUGAUUCCCUGUGUUUCUAUUACAGUGGAACAAGGACUAUUAUUUCCAAUUGUUGUUGUAUCUGUUGAUUUACUUUUGAUAUAUUCACAUUUAGUGCCAAACUACAACAUUGCAACAUCUGUAUCAUAUCCUUUUAGCAUUGAAUUAGCAGCAUUUGCUAAAUAACCAACCUGGUUGUAAUUAUAAGACAGUUCCCAACUAUUGAAACUAUUUCCAGAAUUUAUACAUUUUAACGGAUGAGUUACACUACAUCAGCAGAUUUCUAAUUAACUGUACUGCUAAUUUUCUGCUCAAGCCUCAGUGUAUCCUUCAUCUUCAUUACAUUUUCUGUUUCUUCAAAGAAUUUCUUAAAAACAUGCAGAAUUUCCCCAACAGUCCAGCAGCUCCAGCUCUUCCUCCUGGAUUUACUGGUAGAGGUAGGGGUGGCUCCUCUUACCCACCUCAGCCGACAGACCCCCAGAUAUCCCCCAGGAUGACAGAUGACUACACUGUGAUGCAACAGCAAACACCCCCAAACCCUCAAAGUCACAGUCAACUCCUAGUCCCUCGUGGGCACCACCACCCUAGUCAGGCAGCGCAUUUGCUUGCUUUUGGUGCAAGGAACAGAGCCGGGGAACCACCACAGGGUAAUAUACACAGUGGCAGUAGUAGCAACCCUUACCGAAAGGAAACAAUGGAUUAUUAUUUUGCAAUGGGUGGAAAGGACAGACAUAGAAGAGGAGGUAUGGCAUAUGGGGCAGGUUUGGGCUACUCAAAUAUGGAUGGACAUAUACCUCACCAGUACAGACAUGCUGGAACUGGUUCAGGAACGUCCUCUGGUAUCAUGUCUCCCUAUCCCUUGGAUUAUGGUUCUACGGCUGGCUCAGGUGGUAGUAGCAGUGGCAGCAAUGGUACUGGUGCUGGAGCAUUUUCCCCCUCUCAUCAGUACAACAUGGGUCAAAAUCCUGCAAUGCAGCCAGCAUCGGUGUCUCAGCACCGCCAACAUGGACAGAAUUACCCUGCUCAUCAAGGACUGCACCAUGGACAGCAGCAUCGGACAUAUCCCCUCUCUGGACACAGAAUGCCUCCACAGUUCUCCCACUACUCGCCACAGGGUAGUACACCUACAAGCUCGUCAGGAUUGUACAACUCCCCACCACAGAGAUAUCACGAUGGGGCCAGCAUUGGUGGUGUAUUUGAGCCUAAAGUCAACAUUUCUCCUAAUAUGAACUUUAAUUCAAACUCACUUUCAAGUUCUACGGCAACAAACAACGUUGGAUCAUUGGAGAAUGUUCCACAGAGUUAUCAUUCUUCAAGUUAUCCCUCAUAUCCCCCACAAACUCAUUCACUCCACAAACAAGCCGCCCUUCAGCACCGCAAUUCUCAGCACAAUUUAGGAAUAGGUUACGACAACUCUCUCAAAAUGCAGCAUCACGCGCCUCCACCGGGUUCUGUAUUUUCUAAACAUCACCAGUCCUCUAAUCCCGGAAUUCCUGAUCAAGCAUCUCAAGAAGUAGUCAAGUCCCCAAUGCACUCUCAACACCAACAGGGUCAAAACAAUCCAAACUUCAGCCCUAUAUCUAACCCCUCUCCGGCUGCCUCUGCAGUGCCGUCUCCCAGCUGUUGCUCCUCACCUUCCCCCUUGAUGAGUGUCUCGGAGGGAAAUGGAAACACACUAUGUCCGACAUCACAUGGUCCGUCGCAUCCUGCUCCCCCAAACCCUCGUAGCGGCCACGACCAUAGUCGGUUAUUGCAGACUAUGCCUCAGUUAAGUCCCACACCAAACUCUAACAGCAGCAUCAGUAGUUCUGGGAGCAGUGGCAGUAACAAAGCUGCUCGUCUGAAAACAAUUGCCGGAGUCUCAAAUCGAAGCAGAGAGGGUGUAGGUACAGGGAAAGGAUCACAUGAAGAAAGGUCAACCACAUCUAUCUAUCCAUCUUCUCCUCUUGACAAACUAAUUCAGGACCCUGGCCUAAACAGUCUAAAUGCGUUAACAUCACAGGUAGCAAAUUUACCCAACACCGUGCAGCAUAUGCUUCUCACAGACACACUAAUGUCACAUAGGAGGGGAAAAGAUGGACAAAAUCAGAUGCAGCAGGCACUACAAGCCAUGACUUCGACUCAACCAAGGAGCCGAAGUGUCAGUGCUGCCUCAAGCACUAGCACAGUCAGGGAAGGAAGUGGAAUCGGUGGUGGUGAAGGUGCAGGCUCUGAGGCUGGAGUUGAUGAAGAUUCCUUUCUGGUUUCUGGAAGAGUAACAACAGGAGCCAAAGAGGAGCAGGAUGAGCAGUUUUCUAAGGGGGAACAAUUGAGAAUGAGGCAGAUAAGUGGAGCAAGCAGUGGAUCUGAACCUGCUGGCUACUAUCCUCCUCCAACUCAGAGUCAAAUGCCCAUGGGUUCAAGUCACAACCAAUCCCAGGUUGGACAAAGUGAUCAUGGUACACAGGGAAAGAUGGUGUUCAAAGAAUCUUCUGCAAAACCAUCUCUGAAUCCUUUAACUGUUUCUGACACCAAGACAACCAAGACAACUGAAACCCGGACACCACCAUCAUCUCCCUCUGCUCCUCAAUCUGCUGAGCCUGGUCCAAACAUACAUUCUCAUACGCCUGUUUCCUCUACUCCCACAGGCCUCAUUCCCUCUUCUGAUCCUCAGUUUCACUCAAAAUGUGUUUCUGAAGAUAGUGCCACUGAUGUUAAAACCAAAAAUGGCCUUAGGAAAACAAGGGAAAUGAAAGGGGAAGGGAUUAAAGAUGAAAGUGACGGGGCGAUUGAAAAGAAGGGAAGAGGCAUCGAUGGCGAUGCAGGUAGAGCGCACACACAAGAGGAACACUUGCAACAAGAUGGACAGGACAAGGAAAAUACAAUGGAUCCGUCCUCCUCCUGUCAGAACAAAAAUGGUGAUAUGAAGGACAGGAAAAGAUGUAAAAUAAAAGACAUUGACAACUCUAAUCAAAAUUUUGAGGAACAGCAAAAUGCUGCUGGAGUGGCUGUUAUUGUGUCAAAUCGGUCUGAGUUAAGUAAUCCAGAAAAGGCUAUGCACAGAGACAACUGCAUAGAGGAAAAACAUCCACAGAGCUUUCUCAGAGAGUCUAGUAGUCAAAAUGGGGAGGAAGGAAUGGAUCUGAGUGUAUACUCUUCUCAGCAUGAAGUUCCCCAGAAACCUAACUUUGGGAAGUCUGUCCCUCAGAACUAUCCCUCCUCAGGUCCUCAGAAACAUGGUUUCCAAGAGUCAACACAUAGUGUUGCCAUGGGUUUAAAAAACAGAGGGAAACCUAGUCAAGGUAGUGUAAUGGUAUCGAAUUUAAGGUAUCAAGCAUUCCAUCAGCCACAGCCCACUUACAGCCCUGAAAACACCAAGGAUGUAGGGGGUACUGUGGUUGAGAGGUCAGUGAGGAGAGGGGAAGGAUCAGGAACAAGGGGACAGAAUGAUAAUUCUCAACUCCAGCAGCCAUUUCCAAGCCUAUUGCAGGAGGUUCUACAGGGCUAUCAUUUAGACCGGCGCUAUGGGCGAUCUGAACAGGCACUUACUGCCCAUCUUCAGGCUCAGAAUAUGACUCCGCAUCAUUACCAAAACAGACAUCCUUAUGGCAUGGCUGAUAGUAUGAGAACCCAAACUCGAGUUGGAGAGGUCACUUCGCACCCUUCCCAAAUGACCAGUCCUGGAAAGCCUCUUCAACCAAAUCAGCACCAAGGGUCUGUCCCUGAUUUUGUACCAGACCCUCCUAAUUCCUCUGUGAGAUCUGAGGUAGUAAGAACUAAGGGGUCUCACAGUGGACCUGCAGAGAAAAAUAAAGUGGUAACUCCUCAGCGUCAAUCCACCCAUAUGCCACAAUCUGCAGAGUCUUUGUCUGGAACUCCACCAAAGCACAUCAACUUAGCUGACUACUCCUUGCCUCACAGGAAACCCCCUUCAACUCAGUCCAGCUCCUCUGCUGUGCAAGAACUCCUGUUGCAGGAAACAGAGCCGUUAGUGGGCGGUGCUGGGACCAUAGCUCAAACUGAGUCACAAAUGUUGUCGGCAUCCCAUAUACCUUCAUCUAAAGAGCGCCGCUCUGUUAUAUGGGAUGUUUCUCCAAAUCGCCACAGUACACCAGAAAGGGAGAGGGAAAGUGAAAGAGAGCGGCAAAAGAACCAGAUUAGCGCCUCUGUGAUCCAGCAGCCAUCAACAAUUGACCUGGGGAACAGUAAAGAGAUGCGAGAUAAAAGAGAGGUUGGGAUGGAGGUCGCAUUUAAGGAGACCGCGGAGGUUGUACAUCAUAGUGGUCUUGCAGUGAAGGAAACUGGUGUUGAGCACCAUAACAAGGCUCUACACCCAUCUGUGGUCAUGAAUUCAGAUCCUUAUAGAAGAGGUAAGAUUGAUUUGACCACCACCUUGCCCUCUCGACAUCUGCAACAGUCCUCUCACUAUACCUGUCCCGCCAACCCUCUGUCUCCACCUUCAAGACGUCAGUCAUACCCCCAUGGUGUGGAUCUAUCUACCGGACAUGCCAGUGGAUUUCUUGGUUAUAGGUUUGGUGAUGCAAGAGAGGGCAAUAUGAUGCCGCGGAACCCCCAUUUUCCCUCUCCGCAUCCCUACAACUCAACCCAAACCCAACUGCAAAACCAACAAUCCACAAACAAAUUACAAAUGUAUCCUCACCCCCAUGCUCCUCAUGAUACUCACGACUUGGACGACAGAUGUGAUUGGCCAGGUACCAUUAAUAGACCUGCCAAGGAUAUGAUGCAGUCCAGCACCUCUCCAGGUAGACAUAAGCUUAGUCAGUCAGAGCAGAGACAAAGAAUGCAGCCCCCAACUGACAUUUUGCACAAUCGUCAAACGUUGGCUAAACAGCAAGUUCCUCAACUGAGCACUUACUAUGACCUGAAAAUGUGGGAGUCAACACACUCUGGUAGGGAGAAUGUAGGGAUCUUGGACGGGGACCCUUACCAGAGAACUCGACAGCCCCUUCAUACUGCCCCACAAUUGGUUCCAACAACUGCACCAGUCUCCAACAUGCUUGAAUCAGCUACCUCUCGGGGGGUUGCAGAAGACAUUGUUAAAUCGCUCCAUCCAAAAUCCACAGUCCAUUCCAUUAAAACAGCUGGUGUUGGUGCUAAUGUCAAUUCAAUGAUGCCCCAGAGCCAUCGACCAACUAAAUCUGGGGCUUCUGGAGAUACCAAUCCAUUAAUGUUGAGGAGGAGAGUUCGAUCUUUCAUUUCGCCUAUCCCUGCCAAGAGGCAGCAUCAGGAUGUAUUUCAGCAAAGGAGUACCCCCAGUUCAUAUCACUCACCUUUGGCCCAUUCUGAAUCCAGCCUCCAAAAUGAAGAGGACUCAUCCAGUUCUGAUACAACAACACUUGGUUCCCCUAAUACCCCUUGUCUCACACCUGGACAAAGCACUUAUUCACAAUCCUCCUCACCGGUUCAGUGUAGAAAGAGUCUGCCUCCAAGAAAAGGGAGAGGUUUGAAACUGGAGGCUAUUGUUCAGAAAAUUACACCAAAUGUGAAGAAAAGUAGCCAUGCUGAGUCAAAUGAUUUUGAUGGAUUUUCACACACUGAAACAUCUCAGUUCACUGACACACAGGACGAAGAGGAAUGCUUACCGUAUCUAGAUGAAAGUCACACUUUAAGUGACAUAAUGCCCUACAGAGGGGUUGAAGAGACCGGACCAUUACCGCCCACCCCAUUCCCCUGUGAUCCUCACCAGACAUUACACGUUUUAAAACGUGGCACUGCGGGAGCCGUCACACGGCCUAUGCAGCCGGACUUUGACUUUGGUUUAGGGGCUUCAGCGUCUAGUACCGGGGAUAGGGAUAAAGAGAUUCCCACUGACUUUACCUUGUUAGGACCCUUACCGCCACCCCCACCACUGCCUUGUCCAGUACAGGGCUCUCCCCCACCCUCUUCAUCAGCCUUGUCUGACAUUCAGCAUUUCACUAAUACUUACCAGCAACUCGAAACUCGACGAGGUGAACAGUCUGCGGCCAACCUUCUGAGACAGAAACUCCAGGAAGCUGGGAUGGGGUAUGAUGAUUACAGUAGCAGUGACUACUAUGGAACUACCCCCCCACACCACAGUCAGGCCCAAGGCCACCUGCUAAGACAGCCACAUCAAACCUCUCCAAGGGUGUCUUUGUCAAUGACUGGCUGUCCACAAGAUUCUAAAACCUCAGACAGUUCUGUUCCUAAAGGCUAUUUCCCAUCAGGCAAGAAGAAGGGAAGGCCUGUUGGAAGUGUGAAUAAGCAAAAACGUUCUCAAGCUGUCCAGCCACAGAAUGCAAACCCCAGUGUUCUGCCUGGACCACCCACCCAAUCUUCUACAACGGUUACCCCACAGGUAGCCCCAAGCCCUACUACCCCAACCUCUGUCCCAUCAAUCAUUCUUCAGACUGAGCAGAAAAGUACCCCUCCUGAGAUUCCACCUGUUUUGACCCAAGUCGUAAAAUUGGAUGUUGAAAGUGAGGACACUCAACCAGAGACGGAGCUGAAGUCUGUCAGCCAGAAACAAAUGGGGGUGAAAGAUGAGAGUGAGGGAGUUGGAUCAAGAGGCAGGCAGAGGAGGAGGAGAAGAGGAGUAGCUGCAGCGGCAGCUAUAGAUGACCUGGAAGCGGCUACAAGAGCAGGAGGAAACUUAAGUAACACCAGAGUUUUUCCUGAUAAUAGCAAGUGUUCCUUUGCUCCAUACAUACAUGUGGAGAGAAAAGUAGCUGAAAUCGGAGCUGUAUGCACAAUUGUGAAUGGUGAAGAGGAAAAGAUGAAGGGAGAGCGUUGUGCUGUUGGAGGGAAACCAGGCAGUAGUGGGAUUGAAGCUCCCUUAGGCUCUCUUUUGUCCCAACUACCCAGGAGAGAGAGAGAAAUUGAGAUUGGCAAAGAGAAGAGGGAUCUAGAGGAAGUUGACUCUGCCCUCCAGACAGGAAAGGCAAUACCUUCAUCUGAGUAUGUACUACCAGGCCCUGUGAUUACUGAAUCCAGUCAUUCUGGCCGUCUUCUCUGCUGCCUGUGCCAGAAAUGGGCCAAUUACAAAAACCUUGGCGAUCUCUAUGGACCUUACUACCCUCCUGAAUAUGCAGCAAGGCUUCCCAAGAAUCAACCUCAGAUUCGACAGAGUCUUGUGACUACUGGAGCGAGUAAAAAUGUGCCAAAUCUAGAUACCAUUUCAAAUGUGUUGACCACUCAAGAACCUCAGCCGCAAGAUGAGCCAACUAUCAAGUCCUCAACUUACAGUGAUUGCAUGUUUAGUCAAGUGACAAAUGCAGCAUCCCUUACCACUGCUGUUGACACUGCCUCUCCAGCAGGUGGAGAUGAAAUGCUUUAUCUGGCCGACAAACUUGCUAGUACCACCGCCAGUAAGACAGCCAUUCUUAAUUGGGACAUGCCUCCGCAGUUAAAACCGAUGACUGAGCUAACAAAACAACCCGAAUCUCACAGUAAACCCACCUACAGUCAGCAGGACCAACCAUGCCAGCAAAAGCAGCCCGAAGACACCCAACAAAGGCCUCAGCACAGAAAGUUGACCUCUCACCCAAGAUUUAAAAGGCGACAUAAAUCCAGCGAAGAUUCCCCUAGAAUGGUUCCAUCUAACAGCAAAGCCUCAUUGCCAUUCCAGCCUCCUCCACCAACUUUGGACUCCCUUGGGCCCCUUGCACAGUUGGCCCAACUUCCUAAGAUGCCCAUGGACCCAGAGGAGCUGUGGCUUCAUGAGGCUUGCAUGGUCUGGGCCAGUGGGGUUUACUUAGUCAAUGGAAGACUGUACGGUCUUCAGGAGGCUCUAGAUGGUGCCAGAGACACAGUCUGCUCGUACUGUGAGAUGGUUGGCUCAACCCUUGGUUGUUACAGCAAAGGCUGUACCCUGAGAUAUCACUACCCAUGUGCCAUGGAUGCAGACUGCUCCCUGAAUGAAGAUAACUUUUCUCUACGAUGUCCGAAGCAUAAGGUAAAGAAGGAGAGUUUCCCCAGAGUAGUCGGCCAGCAAAGUCUGUGUACCUUGAGCAGUCUGAGAGAGGCUGAGGAAGACAGCGAGGAUGAAGACACGCAGGAGUUUGGGAACCGUUUGCUCGGAACAUUGAAAGACUGAGGAUUGUUAGUGAAACAACCAGCCGUAAUGAGAAUGCAAUGAGCGUCUGUUGACAGAUGGACUGCGAUGACAGAAAAAAAGAGGAAUGUAACAUUUCUGAAAGGGGGUUAACUUUAAAACAUUUAAGACAAUGGGGGGGGGAAAAAAGAAAUGUUUUUUAAGUGAAUUAUCAAUCCUUACUUUGCAAAGAAAAAAAGCGAUCAAAGCAACGCGGAUGAAGGGAAAUAAUAAAAAAGGCUAUGUUGAGACAGAAUAAGACAUUGUGAGUGACACUACAGAAAGGAACUUCCUUUUCAAAGAAGAAAAGAAACAAGCAGCCUCUCUAGGCAAAUGUUACAUUUCUGGAGAAACCCUCUAACUUUGUUUCCAUCAUUGCUAUCAUACUUUUAUCUAUCCUGAUUUUUUCCUGUAUGUUAUGAAUCAGUAUAUUGGGAGCAAUCCAUCCGGAGGACUGUGAAAGAGUGUUGGGAUAGAAAGUUGUCAUUAUAGCUCAAAGGACUUUUUAGUAGUAUUUCAUCAUAAUCUUCAUAAUCAUUAUUAUUUUAGGUACCAUUAUUAUUUGUAUCUGCAACAGUGUAUGCUGAAAUGGAUCUAUAUUUCAUCAACAUAUCAUUCAUUGAACAUUGGAUAUUUUAUCAUUCCUGGAGAGGGAGGUGCCAGAAUGACAUCAUUUGGAAUGUCAGGGUCGAUUUGCCUCAGAGACAUUAUUGCCUUGGAGAAUGGACUUGUUGCCUUUCAAAGUGUGUAUGUAUUAGAGUGAAUGUCUCUAAAAAAUGUGGAUGAGUGUCCAUUUUUGGUCCUUUGAAAAGUGUUCUUAUUUUUCAUCUUUGGGGUUUUUACGGUACAGAUUAUUCAUGAAAAUCAAAUGGACAUUGUAUUAGUUAUUUUUCAAACAAAUAUUCAUAAUAUGCUGAGAGAAUAACUGACCCGAUAUGAGAUGACAAUGUUGAUUAAUGCCUGCCAUCGUAGACCAUGUUCAUUGGGAGAAGACUUCAGAUGGCAGGUCUACCAAGUGUUGAUAUUGUGGUGGAUUUUGUUCUAUAAACGGAUGGGAUUUUACCUGAAAAGAAAGACAAAUUGACCAAGCAGUAGCCAAACGUUUAGGAAUCCCGAGGGUUUUGGGAAUGACUAGGACUGGGAGUCCCCCAACUUUACUGUGGAACGAGGAAUCAGUACAUCCCAACUACUUCAAUAGGUUCAUUUCUCAGUGACACUUAAGAUAUGGAUCACGAUAUGCUAUCAUUCAAUGCAUUCAAAAGAAGCGAUGCCAUAAACUUAAAGUGAGUCGUU
Molecule: messenger RNA, 10571 nt
Organism: Esox lucius (northern pike)
Lineage: Eukaryota; Metazoa; Chordata; Actinopteri; Esociformes; Esocidae
Gene: tcf20
Product: transcription factor 20
Exons: 7
Coding region: 1605-9281 (2558 amino acids)
Biological process (GO): regulation of transcription by RNA polymerase II
Cellular component (GO): nucleus
Source: RefSeq, a predicted model, not a curated record